AUGGUCUGUACUUCUUCUCCUUGGUUUAUGCUGAAUUUUAAUGGUGAAGACCAUGGAUAUUUUGAAGGAAAAAGGGGGUUAAGGCAAGGAGAUCCUUUAUCUCCCUACUUAUUCACGUUGGUUAUGGAGGUUUUUAAUCUAAUUCUGGUGAAGAAAAUUGAAGACAGCCAAAGUUUCAAAUUUCACUGCAAGUGUGAAUCUCAGAGGAUCACUCACUUAUGUUUUGCAGAUGACUUGUUGGUGUUUUCUUUUGGUAAUGGUAAUUCUGCUAGAGUGAUAAAAGUUGCCCUUGAUGAUUUUAAUUCUGUUUCUGGUUUGAAAGCGAGCAUGGAAAAAAGCCAAAUUUAUUUUAGUUGUGUGAAGCCUAACAUGAGAAGGAUUAUUUUGGGAAUUUUACCUUUUGACAUUGGUAAAAUUCCUUUCAAAUACCUUGGGAUUCCCAUGUGUGUGAAUAUGCUUUUCAAAAGAGAUUGUUUAUCUCUUGUUGAUAAGAUUAACUUGAGAGUGUGUAAUUGGAAAAACAAGAUGCUUUCUUUUGCUGGAAGGUUACAGCUCAUAAAUUCUGUUUUGACUUCUAUUCAUGUGUAUUGGGCUUCAAUUUUCAAAAUCCCUAUAGCUACUAUUAGGGAGAUUGAAAUGAUUUGUAGAAAUUUCCUGUGGGCUAAUGGAGAAGUGGUUAGAGGGAAAGCUAAAGUUAAAUGGAGUGAUGUUUGUAAGCCCAAAAUAAAUGGGGGGCUGGGAAUUAAGGAUUUAAGAUUCUGGAAUGAUGCUUUAUUAGUCAAACACAUUUGGAAUCUGAUUAUUAACAAGAAGUCUGUGUGGGUUCAGUGGGUGAGAGAAAACUACAUUGGUGAAAGAAAUUUCUGGGAUAUUUGGCAGAAGAAAAGUAUGAAUUGGACUUGGAAAAGAUUUUUGGAAUUGAGAAAAACUGUUAGACAUCAUAUUGUUUCAUGUAUUGGUAAUGGUAGAAAUACUUCUUUAUGGCAUGAUUGGUGGCAUCCAAUUGGAAUUUUAAGUACAAUUAUAUCUAGGAGGGAUUGGAUUAGAAAUGGAUUUAGUGAUAAUUCUUUAGUCAGUGAUGUUUUGACUAAUGAUACUUAUAGAUGGCCUGUUAAUUGGGUAAUUAAUUUUCCUGGUCUAAAAGAUGCUCCCAUGUUUUGUAAUAUUGGUAAUCAUAGGGAUAUUACUGUUUGGAGGGAUAUGAAUGGUGUGAAUAAAAGAUUUUCUUGCAAGCAAGUUUGGAGAGAUAUCAAUAAUUUUGGAAGCAAAGUCGGUUGGGUUAACUGUGUUUGGUAUAGUAAUUGUAUUCCCAAGAAUGCCUUUAUUUUAUGGCUCGCUGUGCUGAAUCGUCUGAAAACUCAAGAUCGAGUUAAAUGCUGGGAGAAAUCAGGUUCAUUACUAUGUCCUUUCUGUUUAAAAAUUCCUGAUUCUCAUGAUCAUCUCUUCUUUCAAUGUGAUUUCUCGCAUAUUAUCUGGAAACAUUGUUGUUCUAAGGCUGGAAUUGACAUUUCUUAUUCUAAUUGGAAUGAUCUAGUUCUUAAAUUGUCUUCAGUCUUAAAUUCGAGAUCUGUUGAGAUUUUGAUCAAAAAAUGGGUGUUUGCUAGUUGUGUUUCUCACAUUUGGAAAGAAAGAAAUUCGAGAAUUUCUAGUAAUAUGAGAAAAUCGAAUGAAGGAGUUAUUUUGUGUAUUGAGAAUGAAAUUCAAUUGAAGUUAUUAGGGUUGAGGAAGAUGAAUGUUAUGGUCAGCAGGGAGAUUUUACAGAUCUGGGGAUUAGCUGUUGUGAUUCUGAAAGGAGUUAUGAAGCUGUUUAUGAAGCUGUUUGUCGUGCGUUUUGAUAGUGGGAAUGUUUAUAAUAGGAAGCCCAUUAUGAUGAGUCACCUUUGGAUGAUGAAGGAUAAAAGAGAGAACAAUAAAGGAGGGAUACAAGGGCUGAAAGAUGGAUGUUUGGGUUUGAACAUUUAUGGGGUUGUUUUUUAA
Lactuca sativa (garden lettuce) is the source of this 1977-nucleotide messenger RNA. RefSeq lists its product as uncharacterized. The record is from RefSeq and is a predicted model, not a curated record. NCBI's taxonomy places the organism in Eukaryota, Viridiplantae, Streptophyta, Magnoliopsida, Asterales, Asteraceae.